CCGGUGGAUCUGCCGGCCGACAGACGGCCACAGAAGCGCCGGCGCUCGUCGACGGCGGAGCGGACUCAGUGCGUCGCGCCGGGCCCGAGCGGAGCGGCGCCGACGCAGAGCGAGCGAGCGGCGCCGGUCGCAGCGGGUUCUGAAGUGACCUGAGCGGACGGCCGCCCCGGCGCGGGUCACCAUGAAGGUUCUGCUCUGGGUCUGCCUGCUGACUGCGCUGUGCGCAGUGGCGGCGGAGGAGCACCAAAGGGAGAGGCGGGACCUGCUCAAGCUGUUCGGCUUCAACAGCCGGCGAGGGCGCGGCAAGGGACACGGCGGCAGGGGCCGAGGACGAGGAAAGGGCGGCCGCGGCCGCGGACACGGCGGCGGACACGGCGGCGGACACGGCGCACCGUCAACCAGCUAUGGGCCACCGCCCUCAACCAACUACGGACCACCGCCCUCAACCAGCUACGGACCACCGCCCUCGACCAGCUAUGGACCACCGCCCUCAACCAGCUACGGGGCACCACCAUCAUCUGGUUAUUCGGCACCGUCGGGUGGACACGGUGGUGGAGGAGGUGGACACGGAGGCGGGGGUGGUGGAUACAGCGGAGGAGGUGGGGAAGGUGGGCACGGUGGUGGAGGGGGAUACAAUGGAGGUGGACAUGGCGGUGGAGGUGAUGGACACGGAGGCGGAGGCGGCGGACACAGUGGCGCAGGAGGCGGAUAUAGUGGAGGCGGUGGAGGAGGCGGACACGGUGAUGGAGGCAGUGGACAUGACGGUGGACGCGGGGGAUACAGCGGAGGUGGUGGAGGCGGUGGACACAGUGGAGGAGGAGGUGGAUACAGUGGAGGCGGUGGCGGAGGCGGACACGGUGGUGGAGGCAGUGGACACGAUGGUGGAGGCGUUGGAUACAGCGGAGGCGGUGGAGGCGGUGGACACAGUGGAGGAGGAGGUGGAUACAGCGGAGGUGGUGGAGGAGGCGGACAUGUUGGUGGAGCCAUUGGACACGGCGGUGGAGGCGGCGGAUAUAGUGGAGGUAAUGGAGGUGGUGGACACGAUGGUGGAAGCGGUGGAUACAGUGGAGGCGAUGGAGAUGGACACGGCGGUGGAGGCGGAGCUGCAGGGGGAGCGUACGGCGGCGGCCAGCGAACCUCCAAGGAUUUUUCUGCCGCGUGCGAAGCAUGCAAUGGCUUUAAAUGGGUACCGAUUCCGGGCCCUUCGCGGGGCGCCAACAGGCAGCCGAAACAGAGCUAUGGAGCCCCCACGCAGCCUGAACAGAGCUACGGCGCUCCCACGCAGCCUGAGCAGAGCUACGGAGCCCCCACGCAGCCUGAACAGAGCUAUGGAGCCCCUACGCAGCCUGAACAGAGCUACGGAGCCCCCACGCAGCCUGAACAGAGCUAUGGCGCCCCCACGCAGCCUGAGCAGAGCUACGGCGCCCCCACGCAGCCUGAACAGAGCUAUGGCGCUCCCACGCAGCCUGAGCAGAGCUAUGGAGCCCCCACGCAGCCUGAACAGAGCUACGGAGCCCCCACGCAGCCUGAACAGAGCUAUGGAGCCCCCACGCAGCCUGAACAGAGCUAUGGCGCUCCUACACAGCCUGAGCAGAGCUAUGGAGCCCCCACGCAGCCUGAACAGAGCUAUGGAGCCCCCACGCAGCCUGAACAGAGCUACGGAGCCCCCACACAGCCUGAAGAGAGCUAUGAGGCCCCCACGCAGCCUGAACAAAACUAUGGAGCUCCUACCCAGCCCGAACAGAGCUAUGGAAGCCCCCAGCAGCCAUCUCAGCCUCAGCAAAGCUAUGAAGCCGCUCAGACACCAUCACAGCCUCAGCAAAACUAUGGCGCCCCUCAGCAGCCAUCUCAGCCUCAGCAAAACUAUGGAAGCCCUCAGCAGCCGUCCCAGCCUCAAGAGAGCUAUGGAAACCCUCAGCAAUCAGCUCAGCCUCAACAAAACUACGGUGCCCCUCAGCAGCCAUCCCAGCCUCAGCAAAACUAUGGAAGCCCUCAGCAACUACCGCAAGCUCAGGAAAACUACGGAGCUCCUCAGCAAGGGUCACGGCCGCAACAAGGUUACGGGGCUCCGCAACAGCAGGACAUUAUUGUCCAACAGCAGCUGGCGAGGCUGCCUCCGUCACCUCUGCCGCAGUUAUUUAACGGCGCCGACUCUCCGCAGCAGGCGUACGGGUCUCCACAGGGCCCGGCCACAGUCAGCCAGCAAGGCUUCAGUCAGCAGCAAAGUCAGGAAUACGGCGCGCCCCAGUUCCAGGACGUAAUCAGCCAGACGCAGGCUGCCCAGGUCUCUGUCGGCCAGCAGUCCCAGCAGGCUCCCUUCAGCCAACAAUUAUUCAAUCAGGGCGUGCAGCAAGGCCGGGGGCAGCAGGCAAGCCAAGAUUACGGUGCACCGCAGCAGCAGGACAUCAUCAGCUCAGGACAGGCGGGAAGUUUCGUCUCUCAGCAGAACCAGCAGGUGAACCAGGACUACGGUGCACCGCAGCAACAAAAUACCGUAAGCCAGCCACUAUUCGGCGGCUCCGCUUCUCAGCAGGGUUUCGGCCAACAGGUGAACCAGGACUACGGCGCACCUCAGCAGCAGGAUAUCAUCAGCCCUGCACAAGUCGGCGGCUUUCCCUCCCAACAGCAAUCCGGUAGUUUUGCGUCCCAGCAGAACUUUAACCAGCAGGCGAGCCAGGACUACGGCGCGCCCCAGCAGCAAGACAUCAUCAGUUCCUCCCAGGCCACCAGCUUCGUCCCCCAGCAGAGCUUCAACCAGCAGGCGAGCCAAGACUACGGCGCGCCCCAGCAGCAGCAGGUUAUCAGCCCGCCGCGGGGCGCGUCGCAGCAGGCCGGCCGCUAUGACAAUCAGGGCUCUGACGUCUCCUCUCAAGGCAACGUUGGUGUGAUAUCAGGCAACGCCGCCAACAACUAUGACAAUCAGGGCUCUGACGUCUCCUCUCAGGGCAACGUUGGUGUGAUAUCAGGCAACGCCGCCAACAACUAUGGCAAUCAGGGCUCUGGCGUCUCCUCUCAGGGCAACGUACAGCAGUUCGUCCAAGACCAACAGCAGUCCACCUUCGGCGAUGUCAUCGUCGACUCCCAGCAGCAACAGCAGGACGCUUCCUUUAACAGUGGAUUUGUGAACGUCCAGCAAGAGGGAGAGAUCGUCCAGAAUGCUCAGGGUGUGAACGUGGACAACACCUUCACGAGCGAUCAACAAGACAGCGUUUUUGCUAACCAACCGGAUUCCUUCGAAAGUAACUUCGUAGACAAUGGCCAAGCUGUGAUUCAGGAGAAUCAGCAAACGUCCAUUUUGGGAGCCGUUGAUGAAGGCGCGCGGCAAACCGAGAUUGUUCAAAACCAGGUGACGUUUGAUGAGAGUUUCAGCGACAGCCAGCAGGGAGGAGUCAAGACCCAGCAGGACCAGGUUUCGUCCGUCCAGAACAGCAUCGCUGUUGACCAGCAGCAGUAUCAGCAGGCCCAAGACGGCGACGUGCAGAUUUCUGGAGACGCCUUCGCGAGCCAGGGUGACUUCCAGUCGACGGUAGACACGUCGUUUGAUGACAUCUCGCAGACACAGCCGUUCGGCUCUCGGCUCUCGGUGACGACGACAGUGCGGCUCAGGAUGGGCCCGUCGGACCGCCUGCGGCCCUCCAAGACAGUUCACCUGCACUUCAGCCCCGCCGUGCCGCUGGAGAAGGUGAAGGUGCACGAGGACACCCCACCGUCCGCGCCGACCACGCUCUCGUCAACGCGUUACGAGGACGCGUCGACGCCGACGGCGACGACUCCCGCGCCGUCUCGCUACACCACCAUCAACAGCACGUACUUCCCGCCGGAGACGACGAUCGCCCCGCCGGCUUCCACCACCAAGGCCUCCUCCCUGCUCAGCCUGCUGGGGUCUGCGGCCAGGGCGUUGUGGAAGAAGACUCAGGUUUUGUUCCGGGUGGCGGAGACGCCGGAGAUUCGUUCGGACGCCGCCGCCGCGCUGAUGCCGCCCGAAAAGUUCCUCGAGCUGAUGCUUAUGACGACGAAAAUGCUGGACGCGGAGGCCGAGGAGCAGCGCGCGCGCGAGGUAGCGAGGCUAGCCACUGCAACAGAGCUGUCAUCCACUGACAGGGAUGCUACAACUUCCGUGGAUAUUGGCGCCGAUCUCAUGAUCAAGGCCAUGCAGCUGUCUGAGGUACAGGAGAUGAAGAGGAACAACUCGCUGGAGACGGUGAUGAUAGCGCCCACACGUACCGCUUUCGACGCUUUGAGCCCGUUGAAUACGGAUGCAGGGAUGACAUUUCUAGAUCGUCCGCAAGAGGGUAGCGAGCUCUUGGAUGUGGAGAACACCGAGGACGACGGGCUGCAGGCCACUGGUGAGAGCGACACUCUCACACCGGAGGCGAGGCUGAGGCUGGUGAGCGUGUUGGAGGCCCUGGCGACGCUGGGGUCAGCACCAGCAGCGGACGAUGAAGUGACGUCUCAGCCAUCUGCAGGAUCAGGCGGCUCAGAGACCAUCACCGCCGAGCUUCUCCAACCGGCUUCUCCCGCCGGAACUCCACGCUCGACUGAGACGAACAGCACGCUCGACGGCCGAGCUGUGGAGGUGGUCUCGGCAGAGGGUGAUGUGAUGCCCGCCGACGUGGACGUCGAGGACGGCCGCCUGGCCGCGCUGCUGUCGCGGCUGUCAGAGUCCGACCAGGGCCGGCAACAGCGUGGCACGGCACUGGCCGACGCUCUGCUCGCCGGCACGGUUCCGCCAUCUAUGUUCGCUGCACGAGCUCAGCUCCGCUCACCAGGAGAGGCGCCUAACGGGCCCCACUCGCUGGACUCUACGUCACUGCGGGAGGCGCGUCUCCUCGAAGCCGAGGCGGACGGUCCACCGUCGGCCGUCGACCUGACGCCGGUCGAGUCGCGGCGGCGUGCCUGGGUGUGGAGCAGCGGCCCAAACUACGCGGUCAACUUUGCCGAGGGUCGUGCGAACGACCCGGAGGCGUCCUCCAUCCGAGAAGUGUUGGUGGAGCUCAAGAAACUAGACGCAUGA
Pollicipes pollicipes is the source of this 5014-nucleotide messenger RNA. Its product is annotated as hornerin. Gene Ontology annotation, biological process: positive regulation of transcription by RNA polymerase II. Gene Ontology annotation, cellular component: RNA polymerase II transcription regulator complex. Bases 182 to 5014 code for a protein of 1610 amino acids. Lineage: Eukaryota; Metazoa; Arthropoda; Thecostraca; Pollicipedomorpha; Pollicipedidae. The transcript is spliced from 12 exons. Gene Ontology annotation, molecular function: transcription coactivator activity. The record is from RefSeq and is a predicted model, not a curated record.